CUCUUCCUGUUUUUAUCUUUGGAAUAACAACACUGACUGUGACGUCAUGUAUUGAGUAAUAUGAAACGUGAGUUAAUUAUUAUUUUGUGAUUGUUGUUUAAUAGAAACACAUGCGCGAAUAAAUGUAAUGUUUUUACCUUUUAAAGUAUUAAAUAAAAAGAAGUGCGUCCGGAACUAAAGCGGCGUUGCCAGUGUUUCCUGUCGUCCCCCUGCUGCUUCCGGUCCAGUGUCCGCUCAGAAUGUUGUGCCUCAGAGGUCUCCGCAGGAUCAAGGCUGCCGCGUUUCUCCAGAGGAACAGCGCUCACAGGAGCCUGUCAUCGGCUGAAGCGCUGCAGGAUGAGCCGGUGGGUGAGCUCCUGAAGGCGGAGGGUCCAUCCAAGGAGCCCCAGAGGGGCUGCGUCCUCUGCAGCGUCACCGUGGACUUUAAAAACAUCCAGCUGCUGUCUCAGUUCAUCUCUCCUCACACAGGCAGGAUCUAUGGCCGACACAUCACAGGUGAGCCGCCGCCGCCGCCGCUGCUGGCCAGUAGUGAUGGACGCUCUCACUCAGUGUCUCUGUGUCCCUCAGGGUUAUGUGGACAGAAGCAGAGGGAGGUGUCCAAAGCCAUAAAGAAGGCCCACUCUCUGGGUUUCAUGCCGGUGACCCACAAACAUCCUCAGUUCAUGAAGGAUCCCAGAAUCUGUGGCAUCAAACAUGUGGAUUAGAGCAGCAGGACGGUCUGGCUGUUGACUCCAGAACUCUGCUUUGUUUACAUUUAACUCUCAAACAUCUCCUCUUGUCGUCUUCUCUUCUGUUCGCAUCAUUUUCAUCCAAAA
Messenger RNA from Cyprinodon variegatus (sheepshead minnow), 815 nucleotides. RefSeq names its product mitochondrial ribosomal protein S18C (gene mrps18c). Gene Ontology annotation, molecular function: small ribosomal subunit rRNA binding; structural constituent of ribosome. Bases 240 to 704 code for a protein of 154 amino acids. The transcript has 5 exons. Gene Ontology annotation, biological process: mitochondrial translation. Gene Ontology annotation, cellular component: ribosome; mitochondrial small ribosomal subunit. The record is from RefSeq and is a predicted model, not a curated record. NCBI's taxonomy places the organism in Eukaryota, Metazoa, Chordata, Actinopteri, Cyprinodontiformes, Cyprinodontidae.